Messenger RNA from Trichoderma harzianum CBS 226.95, 1124 nucleotides. RefSeq lists its product as hypothetical. The coding region runs from base 1 to 972 and encodes 323 amino acids. The record is from RefSeq and is a predicted model, not a curated record. NCBI's taxonomy places the organism in Eukaryota, Fungi, Ascomycota, Sordariomycetes, Hypocreales, Hypocreaceae. The transcript has a single exon.
AUGUUCACAGGCUUGAUCGACUCUCUACAGCCUCACAAUGGUGACAUGGUAACGAGAGUCUGCGACUAUACUGGAACUCCCUUGUCAUGGACCCCAGGUCCCCGCGCCAUCUCUUUGGAGGCCAUAUACCCAUUCGCCAUCAAAGAGAACAACCGCAUUGCAUACCACGCCAACCCCAACGUAUGCUUCAUUGCGACAGCUGUCAACUUCUCCAAGAAGAGGAACCCGCCCCUCCAUCCGCCUUUGGUUGCCUCAUGGUUCAAUUACCAUGAUGAUGAGAACAUGAGUUUCGACAAGCGCAAAAGUCAAUGGGCAUGGACAGACAACGCGCUGUCGAAUGUCGCCACCAUGUCUCACAUUUUCCGUUUGGAGCUUCCACAUGUGGAUCAAAUCAAGGCAUGGCAGCAUUGGACUCUAGAAGAGCACAAAGAGGCGUCAGAAGUACUCAGAACAGGGGCCAGGCUCCCUAUAGUCGACCGUUUGCUUUCCGGGCUCAAUUCGCGGAACCUUUUUCGUGUCAGCGAAGACAAGCCCAGCGACGCUCGGGCUUCUCAAAUUGAGGCUGGCACGGCUAUGUAUCCCACUCUUGUCCAGAUUGGAUCCACGUACGGUCUCACGCAGUACGAGUUCGAGUACUACCUGACAAUCCCAUCCCCGCGCCGCCUGGAUAGAGUCUUUUGCCCUUUCCACGUUCUGUCUCGGCCUCAAGCUCGACAAAAUGGAUGGGACUGGAAUAAAGUCACGGCCUUGACCCGCUUCAUGAUUCGGAACCUCUCGAACUACUGCAACAACGAUGCUUUUGAACAGGGGCUCCAAGAGGUCUUGCUCAACCAAACCAACAUGAUCUAUGCGCCAUGGACACGCCCCCCAGAGGAUUCUCCUCAAUAUUCCGUCUCUACAAUUGACUUUGGAGAUAUCUCGCCUCCUCCAGCUGGUUUUUUUUUUAUUUUUUUUUUUUAUAGAGAGAUUUGAACUCUUCUCCUGCAAGAACUCUCAUAUGCUCGCGACAGUUUUCUGCCUCGAUUUUACGAUUCAGCCCCCUUUUUACAGCCCCCCGCCCCCCCUUUUUUUUUUCCAAUAGGCAGACUUAAAGGUCUGUCGUUGACUCUGUAUUAGGUUCUCCG